AUGACACCACUUCUUUCCAUUCGCCCAAGACAAAAGAAAAAGAAACUUUCUUUUUUCGGAGGAGCCUUUGCUUUUUCUCUCAAGACUACGCUUUCAUCUCUUGAUCGAGGCCGUCUAUUCACUCCAGAAGAUCUUAACCAUUCGUCGCAUACACCAGACUUAAGAAGAUUCCAGAAACUUUCUCUUAAAGCCAAAGAAACGCCCUCUUUAAUGCCUAACGGCUAA
Messenger RNA from Arabis nemorensis, 225 nucleotides. NCBI's taxonomy places the organism in Eukaryota, Viridiplantae, Streptophyta, Magnoliopsida, Brassicales, Brassicaceae. The record is from the annotation of a GenBank genome assembly.